AUGGAUAUCGAUCCGCGUUUGCGACCGAGCAAUGACAACUUGAAGGAGAACAACAACAAUAUCUCUUUCCCGGACAGAGACUCAUACUCGAACCCGCGACACCACCCACCAUCGUAUGCGCCAAACCAAGCGCUGGAAUAUGGUGCGCGACUAGAUCACGGACGGGGUUAUGGACAGGUAACAUCGGAAUCACCGAGUGCGCAUCCGCAGCAGUCAACUUCAACACCUUCAUCUACGGAUAAUCGUGUGGCGGAAAUAGGCAGCGGAUCGAUAGCAGGCUACCUAAAUGAGAUGUCUAUGGGAGCUUCGCACGACGAACAUGAUCCGAACGAUCCUCUUGCCGACCUGAAACGACCGCGAGCAUGUGAGGCCUGCCGACAGCUGAAGGUUCGCUGCGAACAGGACAACAAUCAUCCGUCGGGGUCUUGUAAGCGAUGCGCCAAGGCGAAUCGCAAGUGCAUUGUCACUGCACCGACCCGGAAGCGUCAGAAGAAGACAGACAGUCGCGUGAGUGAAUUGGAGAAGAAGAUUGAUGCUCUUACAGCUAGUCUCCAAGCGUCUAGGAGGAUAGAAACCAUGGCAUCUCCAGAGGGGAGGUCGCAAGAUCAGGAACUUGCUGCUGCUCGUCGAUGGCUUGGGGGUGGUCCUCGACCACCAUCGCUGCCACCGCUUGCAAAGUCAAUUUCUCCUAGUACGAGCACUAAGCGUACAGCAAGUGGUGAGUUUAAAUACUCCGCACCGCCUGGCUCGGUGUCUCAAAGCAGUACUUUCAUUGCCCCAGUAAGUCCGCGCGAAGUCUCUGAAGUUUUGACACUAACAUUCCAGCAGGCUCCUUCAGCGAACCUACCUAGCGAAAGCGUGAUAAACAAUGCGAACGAAUUUACUGAUGUCAUUGAUCGCGGGCUGAUUGAUGUUCAGACUGCCGUUGAUAUCUUCAACCACUAUAUGGAUGAGAUUGCCCCUAGACUCCCCGUAGUCGUCUUUCCCCCAGGUACAACCAUGGCCUCUGUUCGGCGCAAUAAACCUACACUUUUCCUGGUGAUCAUGGCUAUCUCGAUCGGCCACUUUCGAUCGGAAUUGCAAAUGUCUCUAGUACACGAGGUGCAUCGUCUCUUUGCUGAUAAGGUCGUCAUCAAGGGCGAAAGAUCCCUGGAAUUAGUACAAUCGAUCAUGUUGGCAUGUAUCUGGUAUGUGCCACCCGAUCAAUUCGAGGAGCUCAAGUUCUUUCAAUUUAUCUAUAUGGCUGUCGUUAUGUCUCUGGACAUUGGGAUGGGCCGUGUUACGAGAAAAAAAGGCAAUAAGCCACAUGGGCUAUUGCGAGAGAUCAUGGGCAAUAGUUCGACUAGACCUUCCUUUGACCCCGAUUCUGUCGAAACAAGGCGAGUUUGGCUAGGUGCAUAUUUCAUGGCAGUCAAUGCCUCUAUGGCGCUUCGUCGGCCGUUGUUGUGUCGAUGGCAUCCUUAUAUGGAUGAGUGUAUUGAAAUUUUACAAACCUCACCCGAAGCCCAGCCAUCUGACCGCAAUUUGAUAUAUUGGGCUAAAUUAACGCGUAUUGCCGAAGAAAUUGGAUUUCAGUUCUCUAUGGAUGACCCAUCUAGUAGUUUAUCAAUGAGUGACACCAAGGUUCAGUAUGCACUGAAGGGCUUCGAGAGACAACUAGAUGAGUGGCGGCGCGAGAUCCCGCGGGACGAGUAUACACCGAUCCUGCGACAAGCGGAGAGCAUCAUCAAUAUCUAUAUGCAUGAAAUAUCGAUGCACACCGAACAUAACAUCGAGGACCUCAGCAAUCCCUUCACGUCUGCGUUCAAGACCGAUGUCAAAUUCGAUAAGGCGACUGCUGCUCAGAUUGAUGCUCUCACAGCCUGUCUGACAUCGAUUCAUACGUCUCUAGACUGUAUGCUUUCUAUUGAGCCGGAGGUUUUAGUUACUCUACCCACGCAUAUGUAUGCUCGUUCAGCAUAUGCAUUCAUUGCGUUACUCAAGAUGUUCUCGGGGGUUUCGUCCAACCAUGGUUUAGGGCACGUUUUCUCACCGGCCGAUCUCAAAGUGGAGGAGUAUUUUGACAAGAUGAUUGACCAUUUAAAAAUCAGUUCUAUGAGGCCAGGGGGUAGAACAGCAUCAAGGUUUUGCAUGGUCUUGAACCUGUUGAAGAACUGGUUCCUCAAUCGUAAGGGGGAAGCGUCUGGGUCGAAGAAUGAAGAGUCAACGUCAGCUCGCCCAAAAGAAGAGAACGACGACAGCCAAGGGCCGUCGCGAACAGCCACCAAUGUUUCCUCUGCACAUCAACGGUCAAUGCUUGCUACCACUGAUCCCGGCGAUAAAAAACUGCCUUCUGUGACAAGCACAACUUCAGACCCCCAGCAAUGGGCUAACUAUAGCGUCAGUGGACCUGAAACUACGACGUCAAGCAGCUUCCUGCCUGAACAAUACCAAUUCAACCAAAACUUGAGACAAGAUGUUGCUAACCCAAUGAUGAACAACGGCCUCCUUCCUGGAUCACAAGCGGAAUAUGCAAAUCUUGCACCUGACUUUGAUUUCCAGAUUCCGUUCAACGCGGAAGGGAUCUUCUCUAUGGGUGGUGGCAUGCUUCCUGAUAAUGUGUUUGAUUUACCGUUUGAUGAGAAUAUGAACUUCUAUCUACAGUGAAUAUAGGCUGGCCAUGAGUUUUGUAUUGGGUUGCUUUGUUCAAGAUACCCUAUGGAACAAUUGAACCCACCCCGAGCAUUACAUAGACCAGGCGCCGGAGGGUUGCCUUAUCUCUCUCAUGCAUGUUCUUGA
Messenger RNA from Talaromyces stipitatus ATCC 10500, 2778 nucleotides. RefSeq names its product C6 transcription factor (War1), putative. Lineage: Eukaryota; Fungi; Ascomycota; Eurotiomycetes; Eurotiales; Trichocomaceae. Bases 1 to 2646 code for a protein of 881 amino acids. The record is from RefSeq and is a predicted model, not a curated record. The transcript is spliced from 3 exons. Gene Ontology annotation, cellular component: nucleus. Gene Ontology annotation, molecular function: zinc ion binding; DNA-binding transcription factor activity, RNA polymerase II-specific; transcription cis-regulatory region binding. Gene Ontology annotation, biological process: regulation of DNA-templated transcription; DNA-templated transcription.